Molecule: messenger RNA, 621 nt
Organism: Cadophora gregata
Lineage: Eukaryota; Fungi; Ascomycota; Leotiomycetes; Helotiales; Ploettnerulaceae
Exons: 2
Coding region: 1-621 (206 amino acids)
Biological process (GO): proteolysis
Molecular function (GO): serine-type peptidase activity
Source: RefSeq, a predicted model, not a curated record
AUGCAAGUAGCUCAAAUCCCACCGGAACGAAUCGUCAUCGUCGGACAAAGUCUGGGAACGGCGGUCACAUCCGCCGUCGUGGAACAUUUCGCUGAACAGGGUACUGACUUUGCCGGUGUCGUGCUGGUGGCUGGGUUCACGAGCAUCCCCAAUCUUCUCACCGGCUACUCGAUUCUGGGGUACAUCCCGAUCUUGUCGCCGUUUGGUACUCAUCCUGCUCUGCAGCGGCUACUGGCCAGCUAUGUGGUCGACGAGUGGCCGUCUGUGACACGUAUUGCGAAUAUUGUCCGGCGAAGUAAGAAGCUGAGGCUGUUUAUCAUUCACUCGAGAGAUGAUCCUGAAAUUCCUUGGACCCAUUCGGAGGGUCUCUUUGCUGCUGCUGCAAAUGCUACUACUGACGGUGGUAUGGAUGUGGAAUUAUUCCAGAAGAUGAAGGAUACAUCAACGACUGACAUGGGAGAUGGCUCUUUCAUCAGCACCUGGAAGGCUACCAGUGACAAAAUCAUCAGAGAGGAAAUUGUGGGACAUGGCCAACACAGCAGGAUCUUGACUUAUGCACCUGUUGCUCUUGCCGCUUUGAAGGCAUUCGGUAUGGAUAAUGGAGGUAGUCUUCCACUGUAA